AUUGGUAAACCUCCACUUGGUUGGGCUUUGGCAUUGGCUGUCUGAUCCAAAACAAGAGGAAGGAAAAGAGCCGGCCCCAAAUAAUACUGUUGGUGGCUGCUGAAUGGAACUGUCCCUCGCCCACUCUGCUCAGUCAUCCCCUGCUGCUGCCAUGGCUUCUUCUCUCAGCGGCGCCACCUCCGCCCGCCUCCUCCCCGCUGCCUCCAGAGCCGCCGCCCGUGUCUCCCUCUCCCCCUCCCCCUCCUCCCUCAAGUGCCUCAGAUCAAUAUCAUCGUCCCCUCUUACCUCUCACCUCUUCCUUCAGCAGAGGAGAAGAUCAAUUCAAGUGCCGAGCGUGUCCUACAGUGGAAUUGCAUCUCCCAAAUGUGCUGUAUCAACUCCUGAGCAGUUGAAGAGUGCAAAGGAAGACAUUAAGGAUCUUCUGAAGACUACAUUUUGCCAUCCUAUUCUGGUUCGCCUAGGAUGGCAUGAUGCUGGCACAUAUAACAAGAACAUCGAAGAGUGGCCGAAAAGAGGUGGAGCUAAUGGAAGUCUCAGAUUUGAAAUCGAGCUCAAACAUGCAGCCAAUGCAGGUCUUGUCAAUGCUCUUAAGCUUCUUCAGCCUAUUAAGGACAGGUAUUCUGGAGUGACGUAUGCUGACUUAUUCCAGCUAGCCAGUGCUACUGCAGUGGAGGAAUCCGGUGGCCCCAAGAUACCCAUGAAGUAUGGAAGAGUUGAUGUAUCUGGACCAGAAGAAUGCCCUGAAGAAGGGAGACUUCCUGAUGCUGGUCCUCCUUCGCCUGCUAAUCAUCUCCGAGAUGUUUUUUACAGAAUGGGUUUGAAUGACCAGGAAAUAGUUGCCUUAUCGGGUGCACACACACUUGGAAGGUCAAGACCAGAGCGCAGUGGUUGGGGCAAGCCAGAGACAAAGUACACGAAAGAUGGACCAGGAGCACCAGGUGGACAAUCAUGGACUGUGCAGUGGCUGAAGUUUGAUAAUUUCUACUUCAAGGAUAUCAAAGCGAAAAGGGAUGAAGAUCUGCUUGUUUUGCCUACUGAUGCUGUUCUGUUUGAGGAUCCUUCAUUCAAGGUAUAUGCCGAAAAGUAUGCUGUAGAUCAGGAGGCUUUUUUCAAGGAUUAUGCUGAAGCUCAUGCCAAACUCAGUAAUCUUGGAGCUAAAUUUGACCCUCCAGAGGGUAUUGUGAUUGAUGAUGGACCCGCAAGACCUGCGCCAGAGAAGUUCGAGGCUGCCAAGUACUCAUCUGGAAAGGAUUAGAAAAACCGAGUGUCAAAGUCAAUUUUUCGUGUGCCAUAACUUUUAAUAAUACAAGAUGAGGCUAUUUUGCGUGUCCUGUGGGUCUCAGUGUAAAAAAGUUUGGUAAGUCUUAGAUGAACGGGAAGAGGAAUAAAAAGGCAUUCAAACUGUGCUGUUGUUGCAUGUUUGAACUUGCAGAGAGAGCUCUCAGAUGCCAUGAAGCAGAAGAUCCGAGCAGAGUACGAAACGAUCGGUGGAAGCCCAGAUAAGCCCCUAAAGUCCAACUAUUUUCUCAAUAUCAUGAUUGUGAUUGCUGCUUUGGCAGUUUUGACAUCCUUGUUUGGAAAUUAGUCCUUUUUGAGUGUUUGAUUGAUACCUCUUCAGUAUUGGCUCCUCUCACAUUCCAAAUAUCUAAUGAAUGGUCUGUGA
Molecule: messenger RNA, 1663 nt
Organism: Punica granatum (pomegranate)
Lineage: Eukaryota; Viridiplantae; Streptophyta; Magnoliopsida; Myrtales; Lythraceae
Source: RefSeq, a predicted model, not a curated record